Molecule: messenger RNA, 1757 nt
Organism: Aspergillus japonicus CBS 114.51
Lineage: Eukaryota; Fungi; Ascomycota; Eurotiomycetes; Eurotiales; Aspergillaceae
Product: phosphotransferase family protein
Exons: 3
Coding region: 39-1682 (547 amino acids)
Cellular component (GO): mitochondrion
Source: RefSeq, a predicted model, not a curated record
UAUUCUUUCACUUCGAAUAUAUAUUCACGCCACCCUUCAUGGACUCCAGAUUCAAAAUACCUUCAUAUCUUUCCAAAUCAAUCAGUCGUCAUCAAUUAUUUCGAUUUCCUUCGUCUCCCCUACAUGACAUUUACUUCAUUGCAAGAGCUGCUGCUAUGCCGCCCAUCUACAGAUUUCAAUGUACAAAGGCUAAUACAGCUUUCGGGUUUGACCCUUAUACCUAUACUAGUGGGCGGUGGCUUCGUGAUGAUCAUUAUGAACGCUCUUCACGUUAUAUCGCAUUUGAUUUUGGCGCUUUGUGCGAUAGGGUCCUUCAGCUUUGCCCGGACGCGAUUUCAAUCGACAGCUGCAAAAAGCUCGAAGGGGGAUUCAAUAGAGUUUUUGUUUUCACCAUGAACAACUCAAGACAGUUAGUGGCUAGGUUGCCAUUCGUUCUUGCCGGACCGGCGCGCUUAGUCACCAGUUCCGAAGUCGCUACUAUUAGAUACCUACAAUUGAAGACAAAAAUUCCAAUUCCACAGAUUAUUGACUGGAAUGACGACGCUAAAUCUCCGGAGAAUACCAUCGGCAGCGAAUAUAUUAUUAUGGAACAUGCGUCUGGUGUUCAACUGAGCCAAGUAUGGGAUGACAUGACUGGUGACCAGCGUGUCAGAUGCAUAAGCGCGAUAUUUCAGAAGAUGAAAGGUGCUACUGAUCUUAGGUUUCCCUCUUAUGGAAGUAUAUACCUUCAAGACGGGCUUGUACAUCCAUUCGCCAGGCAGCCUCUUAACGAGGAUUUUUGUAUCGGGCCACAUUGUGGCAGCCGCUACUGGCCUCUCAAAACUAGGCAGCGCCUGAAUUAUGGGCCUUGGGACAACCUUGAUAGCUUUUGUGAAGGUCUAAUCGACGCUGGGCUUGCAAACCUUUCUGGUUCUGCAAGAGACCUGGAUCGAAAACCUUCAUAUUAUGGAUCUAUCGAUCAACAUACCGCGGUAUUGAACUCGGCACUUCCAGUACUUAAGCAGAUGUCCUCGAAUUCCUGUAUCGUGCAAUCUGCUUCACCGUUAUUGUUUCAUCCAGAUCUACACAAACGUAAUAUUUUUGUGUCAGAGGAAGACCCUACCAUCAUCACGGGUAUUAUUGAUUGGCAAGGUGCGAGUAUUGAACCAGCCUUUUGGUAUUCAGAUGAUUUGCCAGAUUUCGCUACACCCACCGAUUCAGAUGAGGAUUUAUAUUACAAGGCAUACAAGGCUUCGUCUCAGUAUUAUACGCCUGCGUUGUCAAUGCCAAAAUCAAUGGACGAGAACCUUUUCCGUCCAUUCCAUUACAGCUACAGAACAUGGAAGGAUGGUGCCAUAGCCUUACAUCAUGAGAUGGUUGAAACAGCUCGAAACUGGAAGGGUUUGAAUUUCGAAGGUCAAUGUCUAUAUUCAAUACCUACUUCUGACAGCCUUCUCGAAUAUGAAAGGGCUUAUCGACUUUUCGUGGCGGCACAAAACCUGAGAUAUGAUCUUUCAAAUUUGUUGAAUUCAGCCAGUGACGGCUGGGUGCCUACAGAGAAUUGGGAAGUGACACAAACAGCGCACAAAGAAAUCUUUGAUGGAAUGCUGCAGGCUGUUUUAUCGAAUCAGAAUCCAGAAGACGAUGAGCCUGUUCAAGACGAAGAAACUUUGCGUUCAAUAUGGCCUUUUGACCUACCUUGAUAUAUAUGACUCUUUAUUAGUAUCGACACAUCGUUAGUCAGGUGUCUUUACAAUCACCAUGCAGUCCUAUUGACC